CGCUCCUUCAAAAAAAAAAAAAAAACCAAUUCAUUUCUCUGCCUUCCCCUUCCAGCCCAAGAGGAAAAAAAUCUCACGCCACCAGCUGCACCUCCCUCCUCGCCGUCGCCGCCCAUGGACUCCGUCGCGGCCGCCGCGAUCGCAACCACCUCCCGCUCUCUCCCGCUCCCCUUCUCCUCUACCCCGCUCCACCGCCGGCGCCGUGCCUCCUUCCUCCCCGUCGCCGCCUCCAAGCGUUACGAAGACGAUGAGGAGGCAGCCAAAGGCAAAGGGUCCGGCACGGGGCCCGGGCGCGAGCCCACCAGCCUGGCGCCGUACGGCGGGCUCUCCAUCUCGCCGCUCUCCAAGGACGCGGCCAUGGGACUGGUGGUGAGCGCUGCCACGGGGAGCGGCUGGACGACGGGAUCGGGGAUGGAGGGCCCGCCGACGGCGAGCAAAGCCGGUGGGGCGGGCAGGCCGGAGGUGUCCACGCUGCCUUGGUCCCUCUUCACCAAAUCACCGCGGCGGCGGAUGCGGGUGGCCUUCACCUGCAACGUGUGCGGGCAGCGUACGACCAGGGCCAUCAAUCCUCAUGCCUACACUGAUGGAACUGUGUUUGUUCAGUGCUGUGGUUGCAAUGUGUUCCACAAGUUGGUCGAUAACCUGAACCUGUUUCAUGAGAUGAAGUGCUACGUUGGUCCAGACUUCCGUUACGAAGGGGAUGCUCCAUUCAACUACCUUGACAGAAACGAGGAUGGCGACACUAUCUUCCCUCUCUAAAGUCUAAAAGCCUCCCUUAUGUUUCAGUACGAAAUGAUCGAUGUUGUUCUAAUUUGCUCGUAUAGCUGUACUUAAUAAGAAGAUGUACGUUCAUGAACCUGUUAGACUAUUCAGAUGUAUAUAAUUAUACUUAGUGCACACAGGUAGUGGAUAAUAAUGGAAUAGACGAGGAAGUUAUGCAUUCGGCCUUGUGCUCUAGGAGUCUAUAGUUUGUGAACAUGAUAUAUGAAUAUAUCUCAAGUGGUUUCUGCCUUUCUGGAGUA
Molecule: messenger RNA, 1022 nt
Organism: Sorghum bicolor (sorghum)
Lineage: Eukaryota; Viridiplantae; Streptophyta; Magnoliopsida; Poales; Poaceae
Exons: 4
Coding region: 115-759 (214 amino acids)
Biological process (GO): protein stabilization; protein import into mitochondrial matrix; protein folding
Cellular component (GO): mitochondrion
Molecular function (GO): zinc ion binding; protein-folding chaperone binding
Source: RefSeq, a predicted model, not a curated record